AUUUGGUUUAAUUAUGCUCCGUACUUGUUCUUUUCAUACUUUUAUGACUGCAAAGAAGGAUUAAAUUACAAAAAUCUAAAGAGUAUAGGGACCGAAAGCAAUUAAACUGGAGAAUUUUGGACAUCCUUAGUUCCAGAACUUCCAGGUUCCAGCUCAACAUGCAAUUUACAUUUUUACUCUUGUGGAAGAAGAAAAGACUGCUUGCUUCCACAUCUAAGAAACCUGCUUUCUCCCAUUAGCCACUUACGUUUUCCAGUGAUUUCCAACCUUAGCUUUUAAACAAACACAGAAGAGAGGAAUCUAGAGAGGCUAAGCGAGUGCGGUUCCAUUUUUAUCUCCAAUGGCAGUUUUCGACCGGCUUGUAAGGACUACUGCUCGUUCAUGGCGAAGGAUCGUCUCUCCUAAAACCCUAACGCCUUUACCUUCUUCCUCGCGUCAGCUCCCUCCUCCUCCUCUCUACCACCAUUUCCCUGGAAGCUCAAAUUUUACUAUUGGGUCAGAUGUCCAGCAGCUAAGAUUGGUGACUGCUGCUUCAGGGUCAUACUCUAUACUUCCGGCUGUGUUAGCUGGUUUGCUUGGAGCGGGAAUGAUAGAAACAACUUAUGCUGAUGCUGAUGAGGUCUCCUCCAAACCUCCUCUCCCAUCAGAACCUCCUACAAGUCAUUUCAACCUUGAGGAAACUGCCAAGAAAGAGAGGCAGCGAAUUGAACAGAUGCUUAAAGAUAAGGGAAUACGAUAUGGUUCUUAUCCUCGGUUUACUGUUGCUGUGAAGGGCCAAAAGGUUACAAUCAAGUUCCAGAUUCCUCCUUCAUGUGAAGUUGCACAGUUGGUUGCAAACCUUGUUUCACAUCUUGGGCUGAAGGUUGAUGAGCGAGGUGGUGGUUCCGAUGUGCUAUUACGUGCAUGGGACAGUUCAGUGGCCUGGCAGCUGACACUUAAUCCACUGGAGAAACAGAAGGAAACUGGAGUCAAUGAGGGACAUUCAGAAUAUAGGAAUGGAGAUGAAGGGGAUUUAUGCAUCCUCAUUUUCCGUUCACUCAUAAGCUCUGACAAAGCGGAAAUUGAGUUUAUAAAGCAAGGAAGUUUGAAUCAGAAGGAGCUUGAAGCCUUCGUAUCUGCCUUAGAACUAGCAGGUGGAAGGUUUGCACAAAGUAGCUCUCUGGGAAACAAACCAAGGGAAGGUUCUGCACAGAUACCUGCACAAAAAUCAAUCUCUAGCCUGGAGGCCAUGGGGGUAAGAAUUUAUGGACUUGAUGCACCACAUCAGAAUAAACCAUACAAUGAGAUAUCAUGGGACAAUAUUGCUGGAUACGAUGAACAAAAACAAGAAAUAGAAGAUACAAUUUUGCUGGCUCUAAAUAGUCCUCAAGUAUAUGAUGAUAUAGCUCGUGGGACUCGCCAAAAAUUUGAGUCAAAUAGACCGAGAGCUGUGCUCUUUGAAGGACCUCCCGGUACAGGGAAGACAUCUUGUGCUCGUGUUAUUGCUAAUCAGGCGGGUGUCCCAUUGCUCUAUGUACCACUUGAGAUUGUUGUGUCAAAGUACUACGGUGAAAGUGAAAGGUUACUGGGGCAAGUUUUCUCUCUUGCCAAUCAGCUUCCCGAUGGUGCUAUCAUAUUUUUGGAUGAGGUUGAUUCUUUUGCCACUGCUCGUGGUGGUGAAAUUCAUGAAGCUACACGUCGAAUUUUGUCAGUGCUAUUGCGACAGAUUGAUGGAUUUGAACAGGACAAAAAAGUAGUUGUCAUUGCUGCUACAAAUAGAAAACAAGAUCUUGAUCCUGCAUUGAUUAGUCGUUUUGAUUCAAUGAUUGUCUUUGGUCUACCCGAUGAGCAUAACCGUCAGCAAAUAGCAGCUCAGUAUGCAAAGCAUCUUACAGAAUCCGAGUUGGCUGAACUUGCUCGAAUCACCAACGAAAUGUCUGGUAGGGACAUCCGGGAUGCAUGCCAACAAGCAGAGCGGUCAUGGGCGUCAAAGCUUAUUCGAGGACAAGCAACAAAUAACAAAGAACAACCAGCUCUCCCACCUUUGGAGGAAUACAUCAGAAGUGCCACUAAUCGAAGACAGGCCCUUCUCAGUGUUGCAGAGCAGAGAAACCAAAACCCAAGCCCUCGUAUGAAGAAACCUCCAUUAGAUUUGUUGUCUUUGCAAUCUACAGCACUUUAGGUGAUUACAUUUGUAGAGAGACAAAGGACUUUUGCAGAGAGAGAUAGAUUUUUCAUUUAAUAUAAUAAUCAGUACAUUACAUA
Gossypium arboreum is the source of this 2244-nucleotide messenger RNA. RefSeq lists its product as uncharacterized. Bases 341 to 2161 code for a protein of 606 amino acids. Lineage: Eukaryota; Viridiplantae; Streptophyta; Magnoliopsida; Malvales; Malvaceae. Gene Ontology annotation, cellular component: proteasome regulatory particle, base subcomplex. Gene Ontology annotation, molecular function: ATP binding; proteasome-activating activity; ATP hydrolysis activity. The transcript is spliced from 14 exons. The record is from RefSeq and is a predicted model, not a curated record. Gene Ontology annotation, biological process: proteasome-mediated ubiquitin-dependent protein catabolic process.